GCCUUCGUUGUGCUUUGUUGACUUUUUGCUCUGAAUUUCUUAGUAUUUGGAGUUUACUCUCAUUUCUUCUAAAUUUUGUUCUGUUGAUUUUUUAAAAGCGUAAGCUGUAUUUGGAGUAACGAUGGUCCUAAUCGGCUCCCACACUAGCCAUUUUUGUGUCCUUUUAUUUUGAAACCAGACAUUUUCAUCAAGGAUCCUGAUUGUGACAUGGAUUCGCAUGGGCCAAAUGGAAAAGAAGACCAGGAUGCUUUGCCCCCACCACCUCCAGUCUCAUCAGAUGGUGUACCCAUCAAAGCUGAACUGGAGCAAAUUAAGAAAAAGAUUUCCAGGCUUCCAAUAGCAAGGCGUGGUCUUGGGACAAGGGGGAUGAAGAUACAACUUCUCACCAAUCACUUCAAAGUCAAUGUUGCAAACAAUGAUGGCCACUUUUAUCAGUAUAGUGUAGCCGUUUCUUAUGAAGAUGGGCGACCUGUGGAAGGAAAGGGUGUAGGGAGGAAAGUGAUAGAUAGGGUGCAAGAAACUUAUGAUUCUGAGUUGAAUGGGAAGGAUUUUGCUUACGACGGUGAAAAGACUUUGUUUACCAUUGGCUCCCUUGCACGCAACAAACUUGAAUUUACAGUUGUUCUGGAAGAUGUUACUUCUAACAGAAAUAACGGAAACUGCAGCCCUGAUGGUCAUGGAAGUCCAAAUGAGAAUGAUAGGAAAAGGAUACGACGGCCUUAUCGAUCUAAGACAUUCAAAGUUGAGAUUAGCUUUGCUUCCAAAAUUCCAUUGCAGGCAAUUGCCAAUGCUCUACGUGGGCAGGAGUCGGAGCAUUUUCAAGAAGCCAUAAGAGUGUUGGAUAUUAUUUUAAGGCAACAUGCUGCUAAGCAAGGCUGCUUGCUUGUGCGUCAAUCAUUCUUCCACAAUGAUCCUAGGAAUUUUACUGACGUAGGAGGAGGAGUGCUUGGCUGUAGAGGAUUUCAUUCUAGUUUUAGAACUACACAGAGUGGCUUGUCUCUGAACAUAGAUGUCUCAACCACCAUGAUAAUUCAACCUGGGCCUGUGGUGGACUUCCUGAUUUCCAAUCAAAAUGUGAGGGAUCCCUAUUCUCUUGACUGGGUGAAGGCCAAGAGGACCCUGAAAAAUCUGAGGAUUAAAACAAGCCCAUCCAAUCAAGAGUACAAAAUUACUGGGCUCAGCGAACUCCCCUGCAAAGAACAAACGUUUACACUGAAGAGCAAAGGUGGAACGGAUGGUGGCGACGCUCCCGAGGAAGUGACAGUCUAUGAUUAUUUUGUUAAUCAUCGUAAGAUAGAUCUUCGCUAUUCAGCUGAUCUUCCCUGUAUCAAUGUUGGGAAGCCUAAACGUCCAACUUAUUUCCCCCUUGAGCUUUGCUCUUUGGUAUCCCUGCAACGUUAUACAAAAUCAUUAUCUACCCUUCAAAGGGCUUCAUUGGUGGAGAAGUCCAGGCAGAAGCCACAGGAGAGAAUGAAGGUCUUGUCUGAGGCUCUUAGAAGUAGCAAUUAUGGAUCUGAACCCAUGCUGCGUAAUUGUGGAAUUUCUAUAAACUCUGGGUUUACUGAAGUUGAGGGUCGUGUUUUGCAAGCUCCAAGGUUGAAGUUUGGCAACGGGGAAGAUUUCAAUCCAAGGAAUGGGAGAUGGAAUUUUAAUAACAAGAAAAUAGUGAAGCCAACCAAGAUAGAAAGAUGGGCUGUGGUUAACUUUUCUGCUCGCUGUGAUGCUCGAGGACUUGUGCGUGAUCUGAUUAAAUGUGGCAAUAUGAAAGGAAUUAUGAUAGAACAACCUUUUGACAUAUUUGAAGAGAGUGGUCAGUUUAGGCGUGCCCCACCAUUGGUUAGAGUGGAGAAGAUGUUUGAAUACAUUCAGUCUAAACUUCCUGGGGCGCCCCAAUUUCUUCUUUGUCUGCUUCCUGAACGGAAAAAUUCUGAUCUUUAUGGUCCGUGGAAGAAAAAGAAUCUUGCUGAAUUUGGAAUUGUUACUCAGUGCAUAGCCCCUACAAGGGUCAAUGACCAAUAUUUAACUAAUGUACUGCUGAAGAUCAAUGCAAAGCUUGGUGGCCUGAAUUCAUUGUUAGGUGUUGAACUUUCUCCUUCCAUUCCUGUUGUUUCCAAAACUCCCACCCUAAUUCUUGGUAUGGAUGUAUCCCAUGGCUCUCCUGGGCAAUCAGAUAUUCCUUCAAUUGCAGCGGUGGUCAGCUCUAGGGAAUGGCCUCUAAUAUCAAAGUACAGGGCAUGUGUCCGUACCCAGUCUCCUAAGGUUGAAAUGAUUGAUAAUUUGUUCAAGAAAGUGUCAGAGAAGGAGGAUGAAGGAAUAAUAAGGGAACUUCUGAUUGAUUUCUAUUCAAGUUCUGGAAAUAGAAAACCGGAAAAUAUAAUCAUAUUCAGGGAUGGUGUUAGUGAGUCACAGUUCAACCAAGUCCUAAACAUUGAACUUAAUCAAAUUAUUGAGGCCUGUAAAUAUCUUGAUGAAAAUUGGCAUCCCAAGUUUUUGGUAAUUGUUGCUCAAAAGAACCAUCAUACCAAAUUCUUCCAGCCUGGAUCUCCUGAAAACGUUCCUCCCGGAACUGUAAUCGAUAAUAAAAUUUGCCAUCCUCGAAAUUAUGAUUUCUACCUAUGUGCACAUGCUGGAAUGAUAGGUACAAGCAGGCCUACACACUAUCACGUUCUGUUGGAUGAGAUUGGUUUUUCUCCUGAUGAUCUACAGGAACUUGUCCAUUCCUUAUCAUAUGUGUAUCAGAGGAGCACCACUGCCAUUUCUGUAGUUGCCCCAAUUUGCUAUGCUCACUUGGCUGCAACUCAGAUGGGACAGUUUAUGAAAUUUGAGGAAAAAUCGGAGACAUCUUCCAGUCAUGGUGGGUUGACUGCUCCUGGUGCUCCUCCUGUUCCUCAGUUACCUAAGUUGCAGGAGAAGGUCUGCAACUCAAUGUUCUUUUGUUGAGGCCUAUGAGUUGCCAUCUAGUACAACGUUGUUCAUAAUCGUAUAUCGAUGUAGGGAAACUAGUUUCUAGUUGAAGUUGAAGUUGAAGCCAGUAGCCUUAAACCAGGUUCGCCGCAGGUUUGGUGGAACAGACUACACAUGUAAAAAUCAUUUUGCACUAGUCUUUACAUGUGUUUCAGUCUUUUUUAACUAUUUUGAUGAUUGGGAAGCAUGUUUUGUCUCUGGCUUUUAUACGUUUAUACUUUCUUGUUAAUGUUUGAUGUGGUUAAUGUGAAUAUUUGGUUGGUUGAUUCGGAAUCCUAGAGUGGUGAACUGGUUCAGGAUUUUGUUGGUUACACGAAAUUAUAGUUCCUAUAAGCUUUUUAUAUGACGCGCUACGUUUACGUG
Messenger RNA from Abrus precatorius (Indian licorice), 3327 nucleotides. RefSeq names its product protein argonaute 4-like. Gene Ontology annotation, molecular function: RNA binding; protein binding. The record is from RefSeq and is a predicted model, not a curated record. The transcript is spliced from 23 exons. The coding region runs from base 208 to 2940 and encodes 910 amino acids. NCBI's taxonomy places the organism in Eukaryota, Viridiplantae, Streptophyta, Magnoliopsida, Fabales, Fabaceae. Gene Ontology annotation, biological process: regulatory ncRNA-mediated post-transcriptional gene silencing. Gene Ontology annotation, cellular component: cytoplasm.